Molecule: messenger RNA, 799 nt
Organism: Cajanus cajan (pigeon pea)
Lineage: Eukaryota; Viridiplantae; Streptophyta; Magnoliopsida; Fabales; Fabaceae
Product: Ribosomal protein L11 family protein
Biological process (GO): translation
Cellular component (GO): cytosolic large ribosomal subunit; ribosome
Molecular function (GO): large ribosomal subunit rRNA binding; structural constituent of ribosome
Source: RefSeq, a predicted model, not a curated record
CCUUGAACCCGCUUCGCCUCAUUAUCACCCCCAAACCCUAACCCCUCUUCCAUCUCUGCAAAACAAUGCCGCCGAAGUUCGACCCCUCCCAGGUCGUCGACGUCUUCGUCCGCGUCACCGGCGGCGAGGUCGGCGCGGCGAGUUCCCUCGCCCCCAAGAUCGGUCCCCUCGGUCUCUCCCCCAAGAAGAUCGGAGAAGACAUUGCCAAGGAAACCGCCAAGGACUGGAAGGGCCUCCGAGUGACCGUGAAGCUCACCGUGCAGAACCGUCAGGCCAAGGUCACGGUGGUCCCCUCCGCCGCGGCGCUUGUUAUCAAGGCCCUCAAGGAGCCCGAGCGCGACAGGAAGAAGACGAAGAACAUCAAGCACAACGGCAACAUCUCGCUUGAUGACGUCAUCGAGAUCGCUAGGGUUAUGAAGCCGAGGUCAAUGGCCAAGGACCUCAGCGGCUCGAUUAAGGAGAUUCUCGGGACGUGUGUCUCCGUUGGAUGCACCGUUGAUGGGAAGGAUCCCAAGGACUUGCAGCAAGAGAUCACCGACGGUGAUGUUGAGGUCCCUCUCGAAUGAGGAUGAGGAAGACUCUUUUUCCCUCUUCUGUUUGUUAUGUGCUUUUUCUUUUUUCUUCUUUUUAAUAUAAAUUUGGGGCAAGUAUUGGACGUUUUGUUUUAUGUUUAUUUACUGCUUUGGAUAAUUUAGAUGAUUUCGAGAGAUAUUAUUAUGGGAUUAUUAGUUUUUUUCUGCUCACAGCAUAAUAUGUUUUUGGUAUAAUUUUGUCAAUGAAUUUUAGCUUAUUAUGCGUA